GGUUUUGCUCUCCACCACUGCUCUCUCUCUCUCUCUCUCUCUCUCUCUCUCUCUCUCUCCGUACAAUGGCAGAUAUCAGCAACAGAAAGCUAAUCGUCGAAGUCUGCAACGCCAAAAACCUAAUGCCGAAAGACGGCCAAGGAACGGCCAGCACAUACGCGAUAGUCGAUUUCGACGGCCAAAGGCGACGGACCAAGACCAUAUUCCGAGACCUCAACCCUCGGUGGGACGAGAAGCUCGAGUUCUCGGUCCUCGACGCCGAGUCCUUGGCCGCCAAAACCCUCGAGCUCAAUCUCUACAACGACAAGAAGACCACGGGUAAGCGGAGCACUUUUCUAGGCAAAGUCAAGAUCAACGGAACCUCUUUUUCCACAUCUGAAACAACUGAUCUCGUUUACUAUCCGCUUGAGAAGCGGAGCGUUUUCUCUCAGAUCAAAGGCGAGAUCGGUCUCAAGGUUUGGUUGGAGGAGGAUAAGAUUCCGCAGCCGCCGGAGGAGCAGAAAUCGUCUGAAGCUGCUCCACCACCUCCGCCUGCCGCUGCGGAGGAAAAACAACCGGAGAAGGAAGAAAACAGAGCGAAUGAGGAGAAGAAGGAAGUGGAGAAAUCAGGAGAAGAAAACAAGCCGCCGGAGGAUUCGAAAACGGAGGAGCCUCCGGCGCCGGCGGUGGUUCAAGCGGAGGAGGAAAAGGCGGUGGUGGCAAGAAAAUGUCCUACUUUAGGCUCGAGCGAGUCGGAACCCCGGUACCAUGGCGGUGGUGGCGGCGGCGAUAGGAGGCGGAGGAGCGCGUACGAUCUCGUCGACCGGAUGUCGUUCCUCUUCGUGCGGGUGGUGAAGUUCAAGCAGUCGAAGCCGGAGCCCAAUUCGCUGGCGCACGCGAAGCUGGUGAUCGGUACACACAGUAUCAAAACCAAGAGCAAGGCGGAGAACAAAGAGUGGGACCAAGUCUUCGCGUUUGAAAAGGAAGGGUUGAACUCUGCUUCGCUGGAAGUGUCCGUUUGGAUCGACAAGAAAAAAGGCGCAACGGAUGAUAAUUCUACGGAGAGUAGUAAUAUGGGGAACGUAACGUUUGAUUUAACGGAGGUCCCGAAGCGGGUCCCACCGGACAGCCCUCUAGCACCGCAGUGGUACACUCUCGACGGCAAGGAUUCGCAGGGAAAUGACGUCAUGCUCGCCGUUUGGAUCGGGACGCAGGCGGACGAGGCGUUUCAGGAGGCGUGGCAAUCGGAUUCCGGCGGGUUUAUACCGGAGACCCGAGCCAAGGUUUAUCUCUCUCCGAAGCUGUGGUAUUUGAGGCUAACGGUUAUCCAGACCCAGGAUCUGCAGUUAGGCUCGGGCGCUACCGAGCCUAAGUUUAAAAACCCCGAGCUUUACGUAAGAGCACAGCUGGGGGCGCAGCUUUUUAAGACCAGCCGAGCCAUGGUCGACUCGUCGAGCUUUUCGUCCAAUCCGACGUGGAAUGAGGAUCUAAUAUUUGUGGCAGCCGAGCCGUUUGAGCCGUUUUUGGUUGUGACGGUGGAGGAUGUAACUAAUGGACGCGCCUUGGGCCAUGCCAAGAUCCACGUGGCAAGUGUUGAUAGGAGGACGGAUGACACAUCAGAGGUGAGGUCCAGGUGGUUCAAUUUGGUUGGUGAUGAGAAUAAGCCGUACGGCGGGAGGAUACACGUGAGAGUGUGCUUGGAGGGUGGGUAUCACGUGCUUGACGAGGCUGCUCACGUGACAAGCGAUAUGAGGGCAACGGCAAAACAGUUAGCAAAAGCUCCAAUUGGAUUGCUAGAAGUGGGUAUUCGUGGGGCCACCAAUUUGCUUCCUGUGAAAACGAAAGACGGUACUCGUGGGACCACGGAUGCUUACGUGGUGGCGAAGUAUGGGCCCAAGUGGGUUCGCACCCGUACGAUUCUCGAUCGGUUUAAUCCCCAAUGGAAUGAACAGUAUGCAUGGGAUGUCUACGAUCCCUGCACCGUGCUCACCAUUGGGGUGUUUAAUAAUGUAAGGUACAAGCACGAUGAGGCUGGGAAGCAAGAGAAGGAUGCAAGGAUUGGGAAAUUACGUGUAAAGUUGUCAACGCUCGAUGUGAAUCGAGUGUACACGGAUUCAUAUUCGCUUACGGUGUUGCUUCCCGGAGGGGCCAAGAAGAUGGGAGAGAUUGAGAUUGCUUUGAGGUUCACAUGCUCGUCGUGGCUUAGUCUUAUCCAGGCAUACGCUAGCCCGAUGCUACCUAGAAUGCACUACGUGUGCCCGUUGGGCCUCGCGCAACAAGAUAUCUUGCGUCAUGCGGCAAUGCGCAUAGUGACAGCUCGAUUGGCCCGGUCCGAACCGGCACUAGGUCAUGAGGUGGUUCAGUUUAUGCUAGACUCGGACACGCAUGUGUGGAGCAUGAGGCGGAGCAAGUCCAAUUGGUUCAGAAUCGUGAGUUGCUUGUCCAAGGCCGCCGCUUUCGCAAAGUGGCUCGAUGAGAUACGAGGCUGGGUGCACCCACCCAUUACAGUUAUGGUCCAUGUGUUACUCGCGGCUAUUGUGUUCUUCCCACACCUAGUAUUGUCCACAAUGUUCAUGUACGCAUUCUUGAUCAUAGGAUUGAGAUUUCGUCAUCGUCAACGGGUUUCACUCCAUAUGGAUUCGAGAUUAUCCUACAUCGAUGCCGUAGGAUCCGACGAGCUCGAUGAGGAGUUUGAUGGGUUUCCGAGCACACGAUCGCCCGACCAAGUUCGUAUUAGGUACGAUCGCUUGCGGGCCCUAGCUGGUAGGGCCCAAAUGCUUUUGGGGGAUGUGGCAGCACAAGGGGAAAGAUUGGAGGCUUUGUUCAAUUGGAAGGACCCUAGGGCAACUGGGAUAUUCGUGGUGGUGUGUCUAUUGGCCUCACUGGUGUUCUACGUAGUGCCAUUCAAGGCCUUUGUGUUGGGGUCCGGAUUCUACUACCUCCGCCACCCAAGGUUUAGAGAUGACAUGCCGCCAGUGACCAUAAACUUUUUUCGGCGACUUCCUUCGUCGUCACAUCAAAUUCUCUAAGACAAUAAACUGGGCAUUUGGUUACUCUUCAACUAAAGUUGUAAUUAGUUGGGGCUUGUUUUCUUAAAUUAUUUCGUUAGCAUUUGAUUUAAAAUAAUGAGGUACUGAUUAACGGUGGGAUUGGAAAGUUGUUUUCAUGUAUUAAAUUUGA
Rhododendron vialii is the source of this 3159-nucleotide messenger RNA. RefSeq names its product multiple C2 domain and transmembrane region protein 14. The coding region runs from base 66 to 3008 and encodes 980 amino acids. The transcript has a single exon. The record is from RefSeq and is a predicted model, not a curated record. Lineage: Eukaryota; Viridiplantae; Streptophyta; Magnoliopsida; Ericales; Ericaceae.